Meriones unguiculatus (Mongolian gerbil) is the source of this 2056-nucleotide messenger RNA. RefSeq names its product interleukin 17D (gene Il17d). Gene Ontology annotation, molecular function: cytokine activity. The transcript has 3 exons. Bases 935 to 1564 code for a protein of 209 amino acids. Gene Ontology annotation, biological process: inflammatory response. The record is from RefSeq and is a predicted model, not a curated record. Lineage: Eukaryota; Metazoa; Chordata; Mammalia; Rodentia; Muridae. Gene Ontology annotation, cellular component: extracellular region.
UUUAGCGGUAAAAGCUGUUACAAAGCAUUUCAGUUAUAAAACAUCGAAGGCAAAUGUUUUUCUGCACAGCCUAACUGAAAUGCAGUUUAAACACUGGUUUACAAUUUGGUUAAAACCCAAAGGUGUAAGCCAUUUUAGGGCGUCAAAAAAUAUUCCACACACUUUCAAAAAGCUUUCAAUUAAGUCUCAACCAUUUGUUUUUAUUUUCAAAGCGUAAAUGCUCAAAAGUAAUCAUAUUCAUUAGCUGGAUGCCUGGCAAGCAAGACAUAUUUGUAGAAUGAACAAGUAAGCGAGCCAGCUCUCUUAAGAUACAAUAUAGUCCUUCAUUUGAGCUGAUGUCCUGAAUUUAUUCACAGAACCUUAGGCUCCUUUUACAUGUCUGCUCACACAAUUAAUUAUCAUGAUUGAGUUCUCCAACACCGCAAAGCUAGACCAAGUGAUGCCCACUUACAGCCCUGUGUCAGUUGGGGGAGGGUUUUAUUACUCUGCCUUCAGCUGCAUAAGAGGCACGGAGUCAUUUUAUGAGUAUUUAGGGGAAAACAGUCUCUCUCUCCUCAGCCGAACAGAACUGCUUUUUAAUCUCAAUCCCCGAAGAGGAAGUGGUCCCUAGGAGGAGCGUCCUUCCAGGUUUGCGUUCAUUCAUUUCCAAGUGGCCUGUCCAGCUCCUGGCCCGCUUUAAUACCUAGGGAGCUCCGUUUCCUCUGCGCCAAAGUCGGCCUCCCGCCUGCAUCCCCGCGGCCCCACUGGUCCGUGCGGAGACGUCGAGGCCAGUCACCACCUCCUCCUCCGGCCAGGCGGACCUCGCCCGUCCACUGGUGCAGGGGCACACCCAGCCCGCAGGCCACACGCCCCGCGCGCGCGGCGCCUUUAUUUACUUCGCAGAAGAGCCACCAGGCCCCCUCCUAGCAGGUCCGGGAAGCUUUUCGGCGACGCGAUGCUGGGGACACUGGUCUGGAUGCUCGCCGUCGGCUUCCUGCUGGCCCUGGCGCCGGGCCGCGCGGCGGGCGCGCUGAGGCCCGGGCGGCGCCCGGCGCGGCCGCGGGACUGCGCGGACCGGCCGGAGGAGCUCCUGGAGCAGCUGUACGGGCGGCUGGCGGCGGGCGUGCUCAGCGCCUUCCACCACACGCUGCAGCUCGGGCCCCGCGAGCAGGCGCGCAACGCCAGCUGCCCGGCCGGGGGCAGGCCCGCCGACCGCCGCUUCCGGCCGCCCACCAACCUGCGCAGCGUGUCGCCCUGGGCGUACAGAAUUUCCUACGACCCUGCUCGCUUUCCAAGGUACCUGCCGGAGGCCUACUGCCUGUGCCGCGGCUGCCUGACGGGGCUCUUCGGAGAGGAGGACUUCCGCUUUCGCAGUGCGCCUGUCUACUCCCCGGCCGUGGUGCUGCGCCGCACGGCUGCCUGCGCGGGGGGCCGCUCCGUGUACGCCGAACACUACGUCACCAUCCCGGUGGGCUGCACCUGCGUGCCCGAGCCGGACAAGGCCACGGACGGCGCUAACUCCAGCCUGGACAAGCCGGGAGCCAAGCUGCUGCUGGGGCCCGCCGACAGGCCGGCGGGGCGCUGAGGCCUGCCAGGCCCAGCUCCUGCGCGCAGCCAGUCCCCUGUACCCCAACCUUCCCGCGGCUGCCUUUUCCAAAGGGACAGCUACAUACGCUUUCAAUAGAUUUUUAUUUUUCAAAGUAGACACUACAUGCCUAUGACUAUUUUGAAGAGUAGCAGGAACUGUUUUCAUACUAGCAAUUUAGAGCGAGCAUGUUAUUUUUUUAAAAAAUAUUUUGAUAUUACAAGCAAACCACAAACAUUCCGAUGUCCUCUAAUAGGAUUCUUGAGUGUAUAAUUGUGGUGUUCAGAUGAACUUCUUUUACCUGCGCCGGGCAGCUGAGUUCAGCCUCUUGGACGCUCCGGGUCUGUGCACAGCCUUUCCCAGGUCCAGGGAGAGGACGAUGUGAGGCGCCUCCAGGUUCCAGAAACCAAACUCGCUCUUGUUCUUUAGCAUAUGGAUGGUCUCAACUUUAUGGCAAUUAAACUUUUUGGUGCUGUUCUUUCGAUUUUGAAA